Anopheles maculipalpis is the source of this 3066-nucleotide messenger RNA. It is a transcript of the gene vlc, whose product is annotated as probable WRKY transcription factor protein 1. Bases 82 to 3066 code for a protein of 994 amino acids. The transcript has 5 exons. The record is from RefSeq and is a predicted model, not a curated record. NCBI's taxonomy places the organism in Eukaryota, Metazoa, Arthropoda, Insecta, Diptera, Culicidae. Gene Ontology annotation, cellular component: glutamatergic synapse; postsynaptic specialization. Gene Ontology annotation, molecular function: molecular adaptor activity. Gene Ontology annotation, biological process: signaling.
ACGGGCCAAAACGUUAGUGGCCAGUACCGCGAGAAAGUGAGACAGCGUGGCGAUCUACUCUUCUGUCCCCGCGGUUGGAAUAUGGAUAGAAGUGUAGAUUCCAUCGGUAGUUGCUCGCUUGAUGUUGAUGCUGAUUCGACUGAUUUCUCAGAUACCUCCGGAGAGCUAAACUUCUUAACACCAAUAUCCGGCAAGGACAUUACGCGCGAAUUUACGGCCGGCAUCAAGGAGCGUUGUAUGCUACCGGUAAUUAACUGUCAGGCAGUCACGAGCGUACUAGAUCCGGUAACCGGUCACAUCAGUACCGUGCUUACGACAACCACAGCCGCCAACACGCAGCAACAACAACCUCUGCUUGGUGGUGGGGACAGUUCACCAACGGCAGCCACGAACAAGAAACCGAGCUAUCUUAACCUGGCCUGCUGCGUCAAUGGCUACUCGAACCUGACGACGUACGAUUCGAAACUCCGCCAGGACAUUAAUAAGUCGCGCGAAGUUUCACCCAGCCGUCCGAUCAUAGCGACGCUGCAUUACAACCGAACCGAUUCCGGUACCGGUGGGCAUCUGCUAACGGCGCCCACCCUUAGCUACGUUAGCAUGAACAACACCAUCAACAACAACAACAACAACAACAAUUACAGUGGUAGUGCAACAGGACUCAGUGGUGGUAAUCGAAUGCUCAAAAUGAACGGAGCGAGUGUUGUGAAUGGUGCGGGAAGGAUGCGAGGAAUCAAUGGAUCGGUCAUGUCACCCCCGGGCGGUGGUACUGAUAUGACCGAUAAUGCUGCAUCGCUUGGAAUGUUUAACGGAAAUGGCAGUUUUGUCGGUAGCAUGAGAACGAAGGUAAUUUCCUCCCAGUCACAGAUCAGCAGCCACAUGCGGGACGAAGGCCAAGCGCAGCUGAUGAAGCCGAAAAAGAGUUUUAUCCAGCAGCGCGUCGAGAAGCUGUACGGUGCGAGUGAUGUCGUGGUGCUCAACAAACAGAAUUACAGCAGCAGUGAACGGAAGUACCUCAAUAACAUUGCGAACGAAAAUAAUGGCGGAACGCCGGUGAAAAUGCUGAUGCAUCAUCACGGUCUGGCUGGACAGCAUCCGUCAUCGAUCGGGAAUGGAACAACACGAAAUGGUUCAGCGAACGUUGCGGAUAGUCUUCGGCACGUGACAAACGGCACCGCCAAUGGUACGCCGUUCGGUUCUGUGGAUGAAAACAACAAGCAAAUCAAUGGCGGUGAAGUUGGUGAGGAUGCGGAUGUGGAUUCGUUACCAGUGUUACGACAUCUGCGGCCUGAGUUUCGUGCACAGUUGCAAAUUUUUUCCCCGAAAAAAGUACCGAAACCAUCACCAAAUCGUACGGCCACCAGCGCCGCCAAUGGCAAUGUAACGCAUGCGAAUGGUAACACUGCGGAAGAGAAUGCGAAUCAACACCCGGUGUCGAAACCACGAUAUGCACCGCAAUCCAAUGGUAACAGUUACACCGAUCAAUUCGAGCAGGUAAAUGUUUCGCGGGAGGAACAAAUGCAAGACCAUCACCACAAGAAUCUAAACGGUACGGACGGUACAACGACUCAUCGAUCGGUGAUGAAAAGUGCUCAAUUUUCUUCGCAUACUACACACACCACCACCACCACUACUACUACUAUCAACAAUCAACGGCAUACUGAGCCGGAGCAGGAAGAUACGUUAAACAGCAGCAGCCGUCACCAUAGUAACGCUAGUGCACGUUCCGCAGAUCCACAGCAAACCGACGUAGUAGAGCAGCAGCGUCACGAAGAAGCGUCACAGAGCUACCGUUCUAACAGCAGUGUCUCGUCGACGGUAUCAUCGUCAUCGACGGUGAUGGUGGAGGAAAAGAUGCGCUCGCUGGUAGUGGUGUCGGCGACUAGCACCGACGAUAUCGGUGUUGGUCGAAUGUCGACUUCCGAUGGCAGUAGCGCCACCACAACCACCAACGCCGUACCUGACGAGCAGAAUGCGAUGACAGUAGUCGCCACGAGUGUGAUCGAAAGCCAGCAGCAGAACGACAGUGUCCAACCAAGCAACCACAGCAGCAGCAAUAACAACGUUAGCAACGGGCUUGAACACGUACCUGCAGCAGCAAAGGAUCAGGAACUGUUGUGCGCUCUUGAAAAAUCUGUCAGUGGAGAAAUUGUAAAUUGUGAUAGUAGUAAAAUCCAGCAGCAGCCGGCAGUGACCGUGGUGGAUACUAUGCGCACCUCGAACGGCAGCACGACGAUGGAUAGCGUAGAGCAUCUGGAGGCGGAAUGUGACAACCAAUCAAGUAAUAAGACGUCCUUAAUCGAAGCAACCACGAAUGGGACCAACAGCAGCAGCACCAGCAGCAAUAAUCAUAAUAAUGUACUCGAUGGCAACCAUUUCCUGCGGAUUCUAAAAACCGAACAGAAGCGGCUUGGAACAAUGGCUGACGAUGUGGAAAAGGAGAUCAAUCAGUUGAAGGCUGAUGGUACUGUGGUGCUCGGCGAGGACAUAAACGGAUACAUCCUGGUUGCCAUUGGCAAGGCGCGUCUGCUAUGCUCCCAGAAAAUGAAACAAUUUGAAGAUUUGUGUUACACGAACCUAAACCAAUCGCCGGACGAAAAGUUUCAAACGACUGGCGAAGAUUUGAGAGGAUUCUGGGACAUGGUGAUGCUGCAGGUAAACAACGUUGAUGCCAGCUUUGACGAAAUUGAUUCGUUCCGGAAAAACGAUUGGCGGAAACCAAUUCCUAAGAGUCCACCACCAGCCCGCAAUGGUACAGCGCCCCGCACGACCAAGCUGGUAAAGCGUCCGUACAAAACGCAGACAACCGCAUCGAACGGUGGUUCCACCGUGACGGACGGCAGCAAUGGUGUCGAAGCAAAAAAGGCAUCCGCCGCGCUGGCGGCCGCCAAACGUGAAGCGCAACGGAAGCAGUUGAUGGAAAUGAAGCGCAAGCAGAAGCUGGCCAACAGCCAACAGCAGGCGGCAGUAGAAAUCUAUGCCCCGACGAAUGAGGAACCAGCACAAAAUGGUAAUGACAACGCUGCUUCGGUGCUGAUCGCGUCUUCGGCACUGGUCGAUACGAGUUGA